AUGGUNAGAGAGCAAAAUUUAGCGAAGAACCUAUGGGAAGCUAUCAAGUCUCGUCACCAGGGAGCAAACCGGGUGAAAGAAGCAAGACUUCAAACUCUAAAAGCAGAGUUAGAUCGGGUAACGAUGGGAUAUUCAGAGUUGGUAGAUGAGUAUGCAGGGAAGAUAGAAAAUUUUAUUUAUAUCGUAGCAUCUCUUGAACAAGUCCUCAACUUAAACACAACAACCUUCGAAGAUAUAGUAGGAAGGAUAAAAGCUUAUGAAGAACGAGUUGGGAAGGAGACCUUGAGUGAAGAUCAAGGUAAACUCAUGUUCUCAAACACCAAUUACCGUGGAGAGUACGGUGGAUUUCGAGGGGGAGCAAGAGGCAAAGGCGGUACCGGAAGAGGAAGUUUUGGUAGAGGCAGAGGACGAGGCCGAGGACGAGGCCGAGGUACAUUUAACGGUCAAAAUCAAGGAGGAGAAAUCUCAGAGAAGGAUCNGUUUGGUCGAUGCGUAUGA
Messenger RNA from Camelina sativa (false flax), 498 nucleotides. The record is from RefSeq and is a predicted model, not a curated record. Lineage: Eukaryota; Viridiplantae; Streptophyta; Magnoliopsida; Brassicales; Brassicaceae.